CAAGUUUGAUAUAAAUACAUGGCCGGUGACACGGCUAGCUCAGUUGAAACAUUUAGGAGAUACUGUGAACUUUACUGUGAACUAGUCAACUUUUUUCAUAUAGCGAGUGGGUAGGCAAGAUGUUUGCACUGCUGCUUUUGGUGUUGGUUCCAGGCAGAAUAGAUUCAUUAGAAUGUUACUCUUGCUCAAAUGUGACGGACAUUAAAAGCUGCCUCCAUACUACAUUCUGCAGCUACAAAGAGUCAUGCCUGACAAAUGCUGUCACAUCAGCACAGACGACAACGUAUACAUUAGGUUGUGUUGACAAUCAGUUGUGUAGAACGCAUUCAGCUGCAGGGCUUGUCGGCCGUGAUAUAAGCGCACGUGAUACUAAUUGCCACGAAUGCUGUAGUACUGAGAGAUGCAAUAAUCAACUUUGUCUUCACAACAAACCUACAACGUGCAUAGACGAUGUGAAAGUUGACUGUGCGUAUAUGAAUGCCAUGUUUGAUAUAUGUAAAGACGUCAAUCACUCAAAAAAUGUGUGUCCCAAGUUUUGCGGUCUCUGUACGCUAGUUGAUGGUAACUGGGCUGAGUGGUCACCAUGGUCUGAAUGUGACGUUACGUGUGAAAACGGAAUACAGACAAGAAAACGAACUUGCACCAACCCAGCUCCUGCUAACAAAGGCCUGGACUGUAUUGGAAAUAGCACCGAUACUAAACCAUGUGUUAAGCAGUUAUGUCCAAUACACGGCGGUUGGACAAAAUGGACAAAUUGGGGUGCUUGUUCUGUUACAUGUGAUAUUGGUAUACAAAGAAGACAUCGUAACUGUACCAAUCCAUAUCCUUCUAGAUUUGGAGACCACUGUUUUGGGGACACAAUGGAUGAUAGAGUGUGUAUGGUUAAAGCUUGUGCUAAUGGAGGUUGGACAGCAUGGGGAAGUUGGACAAGCUGUAGCGCUUCCUGUGACGGCGGUAUACGUUCUCAAUCACGAACUUGCACAAACCCGAGGCCUUCUCCCCAGGGUAAUGCAUGCGACGGGGAUCCGAUGAAAAUUGCAAUUUGUAAUACUUCGACCUGUC
Molecule: messenger RNA, 1062 nt
Organism: Ruditapes philippinarum (Manila clam)
Lineage: Eukaryota; Metazoa; Mollusca; Bivalvia; Venerida; Veneridae
Product: thrombospondin-1-like
Exons: 9
Source: RefSeq, a predicted model, not a curated record